Molecule: messenger RNA, 151 nt
Organism: Racocetra persica
Lineage: Eukaryota; Fungi; Glomeromycota; Glomeromycetes; Diversisporales; Gigasporaceae
Source: the annotation of a GenBank genome assembly
UCAAAGAAAAGAAAAUCAGGAUCCGGUAUGGAGGCUAGCUUUUCAGCUAAUAAGGUUAGUAUAACUGAUAUUCUGAUAAAAAAAGUAGAUGAAAUGGAUGACUUACAAGUUAAGCUUGCACAAAAUCAUAAAGAAAGGGAAGAAGCUAAAC